CGCCGCCUCCACCCAGCACGUGGCCUCCGUCGUCCCACAAUUCCGCGUACAGUGCGGCCACGGGAGCGCUUCCAAGCUUGAGGCGGCAGAGUCAAGAGCCUCCAGAAAGAUUAAAACCGCGCAGAGAGUAGGAGCGCCAUGGCGGAUGGGGUUCCCGUUGACAGCCCCGUUGCGGAUUGCCAAUCGGGUGUCGCGCACGUCAACCCCUCCUACUUGACCUCAAAAGAUCACUUUCAUGACAUUGUCAAAGCCUUCAAAGACAAGCAGAAAUGUACAGGUAAGAACUCUGAAGGUGGCAUCGCAGGAGAGAAGGCGGAUAACACCGGAGACAAACCAGAGCCUCCAGAAAAGAGGCCGCGACUGGGAGACGAUGACUACUGCAGCGCAGGGGAGGGCGGACCUGAUGCUGGCAAAAGCCACCAGCAGCAGGAUGAUGUCACAGUUGCAGCGACUUUGUCUUACGCUGACAUCGACAGCUCGGCGCCGUCGCGUCCGACCAGCACAACGGCCGUUCAUGAAACCUCGAUGGCCAAGAAGCGAGUACGGGGUCAAAACAAGAACAGGCCUCACGUGAAGCCCAACAGCUACGAGGUCAAGCUGUGCCCCUCCGUGUUGCAGGGAUCUACGGCUAAGUGCUUCUAUGGAGACCGCUGUUACUUCAUACACGACGUAGCAGAGUAUAUGCUCGUUAAACCGCCUGACCUGGGUCCUGAGUGUCACCUGUAUCAGACGUUUGGUCGUUGCCCUUAUGGCAUCACCUGCCGCUAUGCCAGUGGUCACCCAGAGAUAGCUGGAGGGGCUCUGGAAGAAAAGACUCCAGCGAGGGAAAUUACAUUUGUUCCACUACCGGGCACUGUUAAUCAUUUGCAAAAGGGCACACAAAAGCUAUUACGAAAGCGUCAGUUUCCAUUCACUGGCGCAGAGACGUACCUGCGUUCGAUGUCCAAACAAAAGGGAAAUUCUAAACAAAAGCCAACCCCAAAAUCUGAAGCUUCCGAAGAUCCUAGCAGUACAUCUAUGAAGCAUGGAGACUCGAAGUCGGAAAGCAGCACCCAGCCAGCUGAGCUUAUAUCCAACAAUUGUCCCACCACAUCGUCAGUGCCGAUUGAAAAGGAAUGUUUUCUGGAGUCUAAUGGUAGCACAUUGUGCAGUGAUUUAGAAAAAGGAGUUGGCAAGUUGACCGAUUGUUUGAAAAUGGUGUCUGCUGGUGACCUGAACAAUCACGGCCAAGCAGCCGCGUCUGAAUGUGCAGCAUCCAAGACAUCAGAGCCAAGGGGUAGCAGUAUAAGUGGGUGUCCUGUCCGCACAAGUGGCGUUCUAACGGAUGAGGACAUCAUUAAAAUCCGGCAGCCAGAGAAGAAGACGAUUGAUUUCAGAGACAAGCUGUACCUGGCUCCACUCACCACUUGUGGUAACCUGCCAUUCCGGAGGAUCUGCAAGAUGCAGGGCGCCGACAUCACGUGUGGGGAGAUGGCCAUGUGCACAAACCUGCUGCAAGGCCAGAUGUCCGAGUGGGCUCUGCUCAAGAGGCACCACACCGAGGACAUCUUUGGAAUCCAGCUGGAGGGGGGAUUCCCAGACACCAUGACCAAGUGUGCAGAGCUUCUCAACCAGAAUGUGGACAUGGACUUUGUGGACAUAAAUGUUGGCUGUCCCAUCGACCUCGUGAUUAAUAAGGGAGGAGGAUGUGCUCUCAUGAACCGGGCACUUAAGUUCGAGCAGAUUGUGCGUGGCAUGGUGUCGGUUCUUGAUGUGCCCCUUACGGCAAAAAUACGGACCGGAGUGCAGGACAAAACGAACACGGCCCACAAACUCAUCCCUGAGCUGCGUGACUGGGGCAUCUCGAUGGUCACUCUGCAUGGCCGAUCGCGGGAACAACGCUACACAAAACUGGCUGACUGGAAGUACAUCGACUACUGUGCGGAGGUGGCCAGCCCGCUGCCCUUAUUCGGCAAUGGAGAUGUGCUGUCUUACGAGGACAUGGAUCUGGCUCGACAGACGAAAGUAGCCGGUGUCAUGAUAGCCAGAGGUGCGCUGAUCAAGCCAUGGAUCUUCACGGAAAUCAAAGGGCGGCGACACUGGGACAUCUCAUCCCACGAGCGCUUUGAGCUGCUGCGGGACUUCACAAAAUAUGGCCUGGAGCACUGGGGCUCGGACACGCAGGGGGUGGAAAAAACGCGCAAGUUCCUGCUGGAGUGGCUCUCCUUCCUCUGCCGGUAUAUCCCCGUGGGAAUCCUGGAACGUGUGCCGCUGAAAAUUAAUGAGCGUCCACCAUACUACCUGGGCCGAGAUGACAUGGAGAGCUUGAUGGCCAGCCAGAACGUCGCCGACUGGAUCACAAUCAGUGAGAUGCUUUUAGGGCCAGUGCCAUCCAGCUUCACCUUCCUGCCCAAACACAAGGCCAAUGCGUACAAGUAAGAAGAGAAAGGUCCUCCGGGUGACCAUCGGCUGUGGCCCUUCACGUUGCUGCACGUGGAUCAGGCUAUGGCGUCCGUCAGUGUUGGUGGCUACAACAUGCCAGGAUUUUGUGGAACAUAUCAAUAUAUAUUUUUUUGAUAUUUUGAAAAGUACAUUUGCCCUUGUAGAAGUGAAUGAUUGUUGACUGACAAAGGUAAAAUUAAUAGGGUAACCAGGGCAUUUCAGUGUUGAAAUAAAACAAAUCAGUUGGUAUAUAUAUUAUUUUUUCUUUGAGUAAAGUCAUGUUGAAGGGAAAAACAAUAAAAUAAUAAAAAGAAAACUGUUAUUUUAUUGUUUUUCCCUUCUACGUGGCUUUACCGAAAGAACCAAGAAUAUGAAUCCCUGCAGUCACGAAAGCUUUAAAUCGAAACAGUCGGUAUGUUAUAAAUCCCCAACUGUAAGCAUUAGUUACAAAAUAAUGCAGAGAUUUUUGGGGACUAAAUCAAAUAUUAGUUCACCUGUUACCCUUCCCAUAAUGUUUUUUACUGUUGAUUUAUAUCUCUAUGCUGUUGCAUAUUUAUACUUUAAAUCCAUACUAUCACAUUGGGUUUUGUAGUUUGUGAGCAUAGAUGCCGAUUGGAGUGGGAGUCAUUUGCUGCCUGUGUAAUGUCAUUGUAAUUUGUUUUUUUAAUGGAUAAAGUGUUAAUUUCCCAUUUUGUUUAUUACUGCCUUGACUUCACUAUUUGAAUACCAAUUUUUUACUGUUUGCUUGUUUUGCAUGAAAUCUAAAAUUGCAAAGCACCAUGGCCUUUUCAUUACAUGAAUUAGUUUGUUUCACUUACAAGGACUUCAACCGAUUAUUUAAGGAUUGGGUAUCAGCAGUUUUUUCAUAUGAAUGCAGGGUUGAAUUGCCUGGUUAAAUAGCUUUCUGAAAAUAAACUUCUCUGUAAAACAUUGUUUUCUACCAUCUUGACAGACCACACAUUGUAAUUAUACACGUUCACAUUUGGCUUCAUCUGGCAUAACAUGUGCUGCCUUUCGCAUUUUCUCAGCUUUCUUAAAAUUAACAGGGAGGUUUGUGGUUA
Molecule: messenger RNA, 3482 nt
Organism: Lethenteron reissneri (Far Eastern brook lamprey)
Lineage: Eukaryota; Metazoa; Chordata; Hyperoartia; Petromyzontiformes; Petromyzontidae
Gene: DUS3L
Product: dihydrouridine synthase 3 like
Biological process (GO): tRNA processing
Molecular function (GO): metal ion binding; tRNA dihydrouridine synthase activity; RNA binding
Source: RefSeq, a predicted model, not a curated record